AUGACAAGGAUUCAACAAAGAUUACUGACAAAACAAAAGAUCAUGGCGCUAGUCCCUGACUUUGAAGAACAAGGUAUAGAUGAUCUCAAGACAAUUCUUGUUCCAUUAGCACAUCAUUUGAGACCAAUGCUCCUCAAUUCAUGGAAAGAAAGAAGUAAGGUUGCAUUCCCAAUGCUCCUCAAUUCAUGGAAAGAAAGAAGUAAGGUUGCAUUCACAGAAAAUGCAGAGAGAAUGAAACGUUUACUAGAUAAUUUGCAACAAAGACUUGACGAGCCUCUCCUGAAUAUGCAGUUAUAUGAAAAAGCACUAGAUUUGUUUGAAGAUGACCAAUCAACUUCGGUUCAUGGUAAAGCCCUUCAAGCUCCAGGAAGGGCCAUUUCAGUUGUCGUCUCUCAAUUGAAGAACCCUAGACUAUUUCACACCAUUUUCCCCGAUGUUUUGAAAUACAGCCAAAGAAAACAUUUUUCGAUCUUCAGCUGUAGGGAAGUAGAAUUCUCGGUUCCCAAACACUGUCUUAAUUCACUGAGCUUAGCCAACAAUGGUUUUGUAGAUGAUGAGAGAUUGAGAAGCAGCGUCGUAAUGAAGAACGUCGAUGUGGCGACUCUCAGAAACCUUUGUGUGGAUAUUGUUCUCAAUGUCCCCAAGUUGCCACCCAAGUUGUUUCAGGAAUGGCUAGCUUAUAUGGAAGAAUUGUCCAAGUUACUUCUUGUUGGAGUAUAG
Ilex paraguariensis (yerba mate) is the source of this 720-nucleotide messenger RNA. Lineage: Eukaryota; Viridiplantae; Streptophyta; Magnoliopsida; Aquifoliales; Aquifoliaceae. The record is from the annotation of a GenBank genome assembly.